Messenger RNA from Manihot esculenta (cassava), 1688 nucleotides. RefSeq names its product alanine--glyoxylate aminotransferase 2 homolog 1, mitochondrial. Lineage: Eukaryota; Viridiplantae; Streptophyta; Magnoliopsida; Malpighiales; Euphorbiaceae. The transcript is spliced from 9 exons. Bases 149 to 1603 code for a protein of 484 amino acids. Gene Ontology annotation, biological process: glyoxylate catabolic process. The record is from RefSeq and is a predicted model, not a curated record. Gene Ontology annotation, molecular function: L-alanine:glyoxylate transaminase activity; pyridoxal phosphate binding. Gene Ontology annotation, cellular component: mitochondrion.
ACCCAUUAAAUUAAAUUCUCUGUAAGUCCUUGUCCUUGAUUCCGGAGUUAAAAUGAUUCUUGUAAGAACCAGACCUUAGAUUCUUCUCUGCUCUUAUUCUCUCUCUCUCUCUCUCUCCUUCCUUUUCUCUGUGCAUCUGAUUCUAGAGAUGGCGUUACAGAGGCAAAUCUUGAAGAAAACACUGCAAGAAGCCAAACUCAAGCUUUUGCAUCACCAUAGGAUCCCUCUUUGCUCUUCUUUCUCUAUGCUUCCUUCAUAUACUGCCCCUGCCGCCGAUGCCUCUCCUCCCCAGUUGCCGUUGUUCGAUUACCAGCCCAAGCCUUAUAAUGGACCCUUGGCAGAUGAGAUUCUACAGAAACGCAAGAAGUUUCUGGGUCCCUCUCUCUUCUACUACUACCAAAAACCACUGAAUAUUGUAGAAGGGAAGAUGCAAUAUUUGUUCGAUGAAAGAGGACGGCGAUAUCUGGACGCUUUUGCUGGAAUAGUAACAGUGUCAUGUGGGCAUUGCCAUCCUGAAGUUUUGAAUGCUAUUGUUGAACAAAGCAAGCUUCUUCAGCAUGCUACUACAAUCUACUUGCACCAUGCCAUUGCUGAUUUUGCUGAGGCUUUAGCCGCUAAGAUGCCCGGAAACCUCAAGGUCGUGUAUUUUGUAAAUUCUGGGUCUGAAGCAAAUGAAUUAGCAAUGUUGAUGGCGAGAUUAUACAGUGGUAAUUUAGAGAUGAUUUCCUUGAGAAAUGCAUAUCAUGGUGGAAGUUCUAGUACAAUUGGAUUGACAGCUUUGAACACAUGGAAGUACCCAAUACCACAGGGCGAAAUCCAUCACGUGAUCAACCCAGAUCCAUACCGAGGAAUCUUUGGUUCUGAUGCCACUGGUUAUGCCAAAGAUGUGCAAGAUCACAUUGAAUAUGGUACUUCAGGAAAAGUUGCUGGAUUUAUAUCUGAAACAAUUCAGGGAGUUGGAGGAGCAGUUGAAUUAGCACCUGGAUACUUGAAAAUGGUUUAUGACAUUGUGCGCGAAGCUGGAGGCGUCUGCAUUGCUGAUGAGGUGCAAACUGGAUUUGGCCGGACCGGAAGCCAUUACUGGGGCUUUGAGACACAAGGAGUCAUUCCUGACAUAGUUACCAUGGCAAAGGGUAUUGGCAAUGGUUUACCGUUAGGAGCAGUGGUGACAACACCAAAAAUAGCAAAUGUGAUGGCUCAGAAAAUUCAAUUUAACACUUUCGGUGGAAACCCUGUUUGUUCUGCUGGUGGCCUUGCAGUAUUGAGAGUUAUUGAUAAAGAAAAACGUCAAGAACACUGUGCCAAUGUGGGGUCCCACUUGAUUGGCCGCCUGAGAGCUCUUCAGAAAAGACAUGAAAUCAUUGGAGAUGUGAGAGGGAGGGGAUUAAUGGUGGGAAUAGAACUCGUGACUGACAAGAAGGAGAAAACUCCUGCCAAGGCAGAAACUGCAGUUUUAUUUGAGAAACUCAAAGACCUCGGGAUUCUAGUCGGGAAAGGUGGACUACAUGGAAAUGUUUUUCGAAUAAAACCACCAAUGUGUUUCACUAAAGACGAUGCAGAUUUUCUUGUGGAUGCUUUAGACUAUUCAAUGUCAAAGUUGUGAGGACCAAAUCUGCCAAAGGCGGAGAUGAAUGUGUAAUAAUCAACUUAACAUUGUUAUUCUCAAUAAAAUCCAGCAAAUUUCUAAA